AUGAGGAGUCUGACGCCGUAUCUACUCUUCCGAUUGGCAUUCCUUUACUUCUUUGUUCAUUCUUGUCAAGCCAAAACUGUCACUCUUGACUUCAAUGUUACAUGGGUGAACGCCAAUCCCGAUGGCCUCUCCGAGAGAAAGGUGGUCGGUAUCAACGGGCAAUGGCCACUGCCUAUUAUUGAGGUGGACAAGGGAGACCAGCUUAUUGUCAACACAUAUAAUGGCCUUGGUGACAAGUCCACUUCGAUCCAUUGGCAUGGUAUGUUCCAAAAUGGAACAAAUAACAUGGAUGGUCCAUCCAUGGUGACUCAAUGUCCUAUCCCUCCUGGCUCCUCAUACACAUACAAUUUCACUGUUAACCAAAAUGGAACGUACUGGUAUCAUUGCCACACUGAUGCCUGUUAUCCCGAUGGAUACCGUCAGGCGUUGAUCGUGCACGAUAACAGCUCAUACUUCAACGACAUGUAUGAUGAAGAGUUCACGGUUACUGUCAGUGACUGGUAUCAUGAGCUUGUCGAGGACAUUAUGCCGUCAUUCAUCAACUUGGCCAAUCCCACUGGUGCCGAACCAAUCCCUCAGGCUUUCCUCUUCAAUGAUACUUUGAACAGUAGUAUUUCCGUUGAACCUGGCAAGACCUAUCUCUUCCGUUUGAUCAAUAUUGGGGCUUUCGUUGCGCAAUAUUUCUACAUCGAAGAUCACACAUUCCGCAUCGUUGAGAUUGAUGGAGUAUAUACGGAGCCUACCGAGGCCGAUAUGCUCUACAUCGCAGUUGCGCAGCGAUACUCCAUCCUUGUGACCACAAAGAACUCAACGGAGAAGAACUAUCCAAUUGUGACGGUUGCCGACUCAGCCCUUUUGGACACAAUUACACCAGAGCUCAAACUCAAUCAGACAAACUGGCUCGAAUACAACUUUAAUGCCGCUCACCCUCAAGCCGUUAUGACCGUGGACGUCGCCUCAGAUCUUAAUCCGUUCGACGACUUCACGCUAGUUCCCUACGACAAAGAGCCGCUUCUACCAGAUGCUGACAUGACGAUUGAUCUCACAGUCAUGAUGGAUAACCUUGGUGACGGAGCAGGCUAUGCCUUCUUCAACAACAUCUCUUACACAAGGCCGAAGGUACCAACCCUCUACUCCGUCCUCUCAUCCGGAAACCUCUCGACAAACGCCGAAGUCUACGGAGAAUACACACACCCAAUGGUUCUGGGCCACAACCAAGUUGUAGACAUCGUCCUCAACAACGGCGACUCCGGCUCCCAUCCAUUCCAUCUUCACGGUCACUCGUUCCAAGUCAUCGAGCGCUUCCCUUCAUACGGUGAGCACUUCUACGACUACGCCGACGGCGACCCAGUUACCUACGACCCAUCCAACCACACCGCAUUCCCAAAGUACCCAGCAAGACGAGACACCCUCGUUCUACCUCCUCAGGGCUACUUCGUCAUUCGCUUUGUCGCAGAUAACCCUGGUGUCUGGUUCUUUCACUGCCACAUUGACUGGCAUUUGUCACAGGGUCUAGCUAUGACUCUGAUUGAAGCACCUGAGCAGAUGCAAGAGCGCAUGACGAUUCCAGCGGACCAGUAUAAGGCUUGUGAUGCGGCUGGUGUGAAAUAUGAAGGAAAUGCUGCUGGAAACACUGAAGAUUAUCUUGAUCUUACUGGCCAGAAUAAGCAAGUUCCUUGGUUGCCAGCUGGUUUCACUGCUAAAGGUAUUGUUGCUAUGGUGUUUUCUUGUGUUUCGGCUUUCUUGGGAAUGGCUUUUAUCUCUGUCUAUGGAAUGUCGGGUAUUCAACAGAGUAAGAAGGAAAAUGAGGCUCAAGAAACAGUGGUCAGCUCGGAGUCAUCUUGA
Penicillium antarcticum is the source of this 1845-nucleotide messenger RNA. RefSeq names its product putative ferrooxidoreductase Fet3 (gene fetC). Gene Ontology annotation, molecular function: ferroxidase activity; copper ion binding. NCBI's taxonomy places the organism in Eukaryota, Fungi, Ascomycota, Eurotiomycetes, Eurotiales, Aspergillaceae. Gene Ontology annotation, biological process: reductive iron assimilation; cellular response to iron ion starvation. The record is from RefSeq and is a predicted model, not a curated record. The transcript has a single exon. Bases 1 to 1845 code for a protein of 614 amino acids. Gene Ontology annotation, cellular component: high-affinity iron permease complex.